Amoebophrya sp. A25 is the source of this 4027-nucleotide messenger RNA. NCBI's taxonomy places the organism in Eukaryota, Dinophyceae, Syndiniales, Amoebophryaceae. The record is from the annotation of a GenBank genome assembly.
GAACAGCAGAAAAAUGCAGCACCCUUGAUCAACGCAAUGCUGUUGAAGUUUGCUGCGCAAUACAAACUGUUAAAGAUGAAGCAAGAACAGUACGACAGAGAACAAGAGGAGUUAGAGCGUCAGGCGAUAGAAGCGGCAACAAGGUUGGAGCAAAAGAGGUUCGAGCGGCAGGCGAUGAAGAAAGUGGAGGAGAUGAGAAAGAAGAAGGAGAUCACGAAGAAAAAGACCGAGUUUUUCGACGCUUGCUAUGAUGGGGAGUUUGAAAUUGCGAAGAAAUUGCUGGAGAAGGACCCGGUAUUCAAUUUCAACCUUCGCUAACCACUCAGUGGUCUCAUAGUUACUUUCCAUCCUCUGAAUUUGAUGUUAUCGGAUCAGUAUUUACAGAUACACGUAGUUCUGACAUGAGCAUUCACAUCCGCAUCCGCCAGGUCCUUCUCCUCGAAGCUACCGACAACGAUGGAUAUGCGCCUCUUUCUGCCGCAUCCAACGGAGGAAAUGUGGACCUCAUCCAGUUACUUCUCGACUAUGGCGCCAACCCCAACGCAAGAGGUGAGUUCCACAGAACAGCCUUGUGGAGAGCAGCGUUUACAGGCAACACAGCCGCGGUCGACACCUUGUUGAACCAUGGUGCAGACCCAACAUUCUACGAUAACAGCAUGCAAACGCCUUUGGCUGUGGCACCUGCGGAUAGCGCAUUUAUGUUGGUGAAGAAGAAUCAUAAUGUUUUUGAAAGAGAUUAGAAUGAAAGGAUGUAAGUAAGUAUUUGCUUCGUAAGGGGCUACUUUCGCAUCUACAAGUACGAAAUUAAUUGACUCCUACCACGUGUUUGAUAUCAUCAUCUGUAUCGUGGUCUCUACCCUAAGAACACACGUUUGCUACCAUCUUUCUCUCUACUCUAAGCAAACCCACUUUCAUCACCAGCGAAGCCGUGCUACAGGAAUGGACAAACAAUCCUGAAAAGCGAGAAAAGACGCAGGCCCUCAAAGAACAAGUGAUAGAGAAGAUGGAGGCUGGUAGGAGAAAACUAGGUCAGCUAACACGCAAACAAGCCAAUGAGAGGUUGGAAGCUGUUCAGACCGAGAUCGAUUUAGAAGAAGCUCAACUCGCAGAAGCCAAGAGAGAUGCCAGUCACCGAAUGCGGGAGUGGUCUGACAAAGUUACCAAACGAAUGAUGCAGGCGCAAUUUGCAACCAUGCACGGGAAUGCAGGAGGAGCGACACCUUCAUCUUAUGGGCAAGAAGGAUAACGAGCAAGGAGGUUUAUUCAUGUUAUUAAUGUUGUGAUUCUUGUUUGUCACGACGAGACUGCUCAGGUCCUCACGUCCAGAAAGGCGAAGAACUGAAGUUCACAGAGAUACACUGAUGUCUUCAUGUUGUUAUUGCAGUGUGACCUAGAGCUAAAUAUCCUCGGGAGUCUUGUUCAUCAACUUACUCUCUAAAAACCGUCUUCGACGUCCGCUCCAAAUGAUCCUUCUUCGAUCACGUCACAGGAGGAAGAGCUCUAUAUCCGAGAGAUGGCGAGUCAAUUGGGACUGCUAAAACGAAAAUUGGAGGAGUCAGUGCAUCGUGUUGAAGAGCUGAAGUUGAAGUACCUCUACUUUCUUACAACUACUUCACUGCAUCGUGUUGAAGAGCUGAAGUUGAAGUACCUCUACUUUCUUAGUAGACCUACUCGAUCCUCACGUUGUAUGCUUCCGGUAUUUGGUAUAGCCUGAAUUUGAUCAUAAGGGAAAACAAGAAGAGAACUUACUGCUCGUGUGUUAGCUGUUACUCUACUUCCGUUAUAGAAGGCCACAUUCAGAUUUAUCAUCUUCAUCUUGUUCACCGCAUUUUUCAGAUUCCUCAUGUUCAUCUUGUUUCUAUGCAUCACCAUCAUGAUUACCUUUACCUUCCUGAGAGUUCUUGACUCAUCGCAAGAACAACUCGACAACUCAGGUACCAAGAGUUGCAGGAGGAGCUAGACCCAAAUGCGGCUGGUGAUAGUAGCAGGACGUCGUCUAAGCUAAGGCUAGCCGAAAACAACGCAUCUUACUGAAAUCCGAAGCCACUACCACAAAUCUUUUCCUUCUCGCUGAUAUCAAAACCCCCCGCCCUUCUAGUCCUCACUGAAAACAAAAUCCACCCUUUCUUCCCCUUCUAACUGAAAUCAAGAAUCUUUCCGUUUUGCCCUUCAAAUUCCUCUCGGAUGCAGUACUCCGAUCGGCUGGUCCACACGCGAUAGUCUGCUACCCACGUGGUGGCGGAACUGGUUCACCUUGGCCUUUAGUCUGGGACACGACAGGCAGAGCAGCAGUCUUCUUCGAAUAUAGUGUUAAGGCUCGACUUUCAUCGGUCACCAUUUAGCUUGGUAACUGAAAUCGAAGAGGGCCCCCUUGAGAGAACGGUCAGGGGAAAAGUGAGGGAAAACAAGUUUAGGGACAGUUAUGUGGGGUCCCUCCCCGCUCCCGUUCAGUGACCAUUGACCAAUGACUGCCGACCUUUAAUAGUGGCGCAUCCACUUUGAAAAUGUGGAACUACAACGACAUCCGGAACAUGCGACGCGCGUUGUUGAAUUGCGUCCGACACGACGUCCCUUUUGUCCUCGACACUCUCGCGGCGCCGAUCGAUUCUGAGCAUCUGAGCAUUUGUUUGGAGAGUUUAUUGCCGCCAAGAGCCAGAGCGAGAAUACUUGGCGGAACCGAGGAAGGUGCGGAUGAGAAGGAAAUUGGCAACAACGCCUUACAAGUGGCUGCGGGAUUGGCUCCAGCAUCUAGUAGUAAAAGUAAGCCGGAAGUAGAUUACGGCUCAAGCUCUUCAACCUUGACAAAGGAUUGAUUCGUGGUCUCUUCAUCUUGUACAACAGAGUCUUAAAUGUAUGUGUCUUAAAUGUAUGUCUGUCCGUUGAUGAUGUUUCCUUGUUUCUGGAUUCUACUAAUUCGAAGCCAAACAGCAAGCAGCCGAAGUGCUACGGAAAGAGGGCAUUUUGAAGUUGAUAACGACGAAACGGCUCUUUGAUGAGGAAGAUUUGCUCUACAACCUGCUGGUAGAUCCUGCUCAAGACGGUGCUGAAUUUCAGAAGUAUGAAUUUGCCGUGGAUAAAAAAAACUUCAAGUUCAUACUCCUGAGUAGUUGUGAGACCCCGGACAUGGAUUUGAUGAGCAAGUUCCACGUCGUGCGUGUAGUCGCCAAUCAAUCGUUGGGGGAACUGCUUUGAUUCUGUGCUGUUGAAGUAGCUGGUGAUGACUGUAAUACUAAUAGAUACGUAUGUGUCGUGAUGAGGAUCAUGUUGACUGUGAUAUGUCUAUGAAUUCCUCCUGUUUGGUGGUUGCGCCCGUUGUAUCGAAACCAGAACACCAAGAAUUUAGGGUUGAAAGAACACUAAUGAAAGAACACAAAAAAUAGGUUUGAAAUUCCUCAGGGGAUAUCAAUGUUUUAGUAGUUUGGUGAACAAUAAAUCGUACUAUUGCUUCUUGGAGGUUCGAGAGAGUAACCUGAGAGUAAUUACUUCACACAUUACAAGAAUGUUUGGUUAUGGUUUGACUCUGUACUCUUUGAAUUUGUUGAACUGUUGGACCACCCCAAUUUUUACCAACUUGAAGAUUAUCGAACUUACCCGCUCUACGUCGUGUGUAUGAAUAUGAUUUCGAAGAAGAAGUAGAAGAAAACUAGAUUUUUGAUCAUGAUGAACUAUCACUGUGCAGAAGCCUUUUCACAACUAUUACUGUGCAUCGUCUCGUCGCGUCGUUACUGUCUCGGAUAGAUUUCCAACGACUUUCUCCAACUAAGACGCCUUUUCUCUUUACAGGUCCACGACUCCUUCUAGAAAUUUAGACUUUGAAAAGUCCUAGAAGGUAUACCUCACUGUUGUAGUACCUACAACUACUGUGCAUUCACUCAUCAAAUCAACAAAAUUCCAUAUGUACUAGCUUUACUGAAGUCUGCUGGUUUAUCUAGUGGACCAACACCUAACCUAACCUAUAGACCACGAAGAAGAUUUUCCAAACAAGAACAUCAUCUUCCAGGAGAUUAUGCCAGUUGUGGUAGUUGUG